This is a messenger RNA of Hippocampus zosterae (dwarf seahorse), 2382 nucleotides long. Its product is annotated as oocyte zinc finger protein XlCOF6.1-like. Gene Ontology annotation, molecular function: RNA polymerase II cis-regulatory region sequence-specific DNA binding; DNA-binding transcription factor activity, RNA polymerase II-specific. Gene Ontology annotation, cellular component: PcG protein complex; transcription regulator complex. Lineage: Eukaryota; Metazoa; Chordata; Actinopteri; Syngnathiformes; Syngnathidae. The record is from RefSeq and is a predicted model, not a curated record. The transcript has 2 exons. Gene Ontology annotation, biological process: regulation of transcription by RNA polymerase II. The coding region runs from base 319 to 1632 and encodes 437 amino acids.
GCGUUCGCCGUGCGGAUAUUUUUUGUCCAAGUGAACGUGCCGUACAAGUUCUGCUGGAGAUCCGUAAACGUGGUGAUCCAGGCACUUCAUCAAAUACCUCUCUCUGGAUUAGUCGUCAAGAUACUGAAGCCUCGACGCAGUAUUUUAAUGAAGUAAAAAAAUCAUCUAAGAAUGAUCCGUGUCUGGAUUUUCCGUCUCGUUGCGUGGUGGAGCUUCUCGGGCUAGCUUGUUAGCUUGUUAGCCGCUAACGAAGAGACGCAUUUGACACAUCGCUUACGAUCAAGUGCGAGUGUGAAUUGUUGUGAUUAUCGUGUGAAAAUGUGCGCGAGGAUGACGGCCGAGUACGUGGGGGAACUUAAUGGAGCAAAAGAGGACGACGAGCUGGGACGACUGGACGCUGUUUUGAAGAGGCCUCCACUUCCGAUAUACACAGCGGAUGUCAGUGAAGAAACUCUUUGUCCUGAGCUCCUGGGGCCAGAGCACCUCCACAUCAAAGAGGAAAAAGAGGAUGAGGGAGGCUUCCACCCUGAAGAGGAAGAGCAGCCCAAGACAGCCGACAUUAAAGAGGAGGACGAGUCUUGGACUUCCCAAAUGGAUUGGGAAGAAGAGCCAGGGCCCUCCUUCAUGAAAGAGGAAGACCUAGAGGCUGAUAUCACCCAAUUCCCAUUGACUGUCAUUGUCAAGAGUGAAGAUGAUGAUGAUGAUGUAGAAAGUGAUGGAGAUCACUGUGGAAGAUCCCAAUUAGACUGCCUCUCAGCGCCGCCACAAAAUGGUGACGACGCAACGUCACACAAUCCUCAGACUGAUGAUGACAAUGCUGAAAAUGAACAUGCUCGAGGCGAUAUGACCAUUCACAGUGACAACAAGUGCUGGAAAUGCCCAGAGUGUGGCAAAAGCUAUAUUUCAAAAUAUACUUUGAAAGUACACAUGAGAAUACACAGUGGAGAGAAGAAUUUUGCCUGCGCAGUUUGCGGCAGAAGAUUCCAUAUGAAGACCGAUCUCAUAAGGCACAUAAGAACACACACGGGAGAGAAACCUUUCGUCUGCUCAGUUUGUGGCCAAAGAUUCUCUUUCAGCAUAAGUUUAAUCAGGCACAAAAGAACACACACUGGGGAAAAACCAUUUUCUUGCGCCGUGUGCGCUAAAAGAUUCUCUGAAAAGGGACAUUUAAGAACACACACUCGAACACACACUGGAGAGAAACCCUUUGCCUGCCCAGUAUGUGGACAGAGAUUCUCUGUCAAGGCAAGUUUAAUUAACCAUACAAAAAUACACACUGGAGAGAAAUCUUUUGUCUGCUCUGUUUGUGGUCAAAGAUUCUCCGCAAAGGAACGUUUAAUUCGGCAUAUGGGAACACACAUGGAAGCUAAACCUUUUGCUUGCUCCGUUUGCGGUCAAAGAUUCACUCUGAAGGCAGAUUCCGUAAGGCACACGAGAAUACACACCGGGGAGAGGCAGUUCUCCUGCUCGGUUUGCGGUAAAAGAUUUGCUCAGAAGGGACAUUUAGGAAGACACGCCAGAACACACACCGGCGAAAAACCAUUCGGUUGUCGGGUUUGUGAUAAAAGAUUCUCUCGUAAAGAUAAUGUGAAGAAACACAAGUGUGCUGGUGAGGCGAGCAGCACUCAAUGAGGAUUUCAAUUUUCGGGCUGAAGAAAUUGUUUUUGUGGUAAGCUGUACAAAUGUAUCACUGAGCGACGACUCCUUGGUGAAUUGGCCCUCUUUUCACUGAACAGAUAAAUGUACUGUCCGUUUUCUAUGAAUCACUCAUUGGAAAAACAUUAGCCAAUCAUUCGCUCUCUGUUCACCACGGAUACCACCACCCCUGUUCUCCAUUUUAAACUCUUCAUACCACCUCACCUCAUUUAUGCUAAUGUUAAGAUAAGAGAAAUUCCCAAUUCACAGCAGCAAAGUUAUGAAAGGAAGUAGAACAACAAAAUAUAGGAGCUGCUGGAAAGGCAGCCACUCACUCGGCGCCAUUUUGAAGUCAAAAUAACAAAAAUAACACAACACAUGGGAGACAGACAGUCGUGCAAUCUUCACCACUUUUCUGCAUAUACUUUGUUGUCUGAAGCAGUUAUAGAUGAGAGAGGAGAGGAUCAAAGUGUCCUUUCACCAGUGGAUCACAGACGUCAUGCUAAAAAUGUGCACACACGUCUGCUACAAGCUAGGUUUUGAAAGCAAACACGAAGCUGUAGCGUCCAUUGACGAAAAGAGAUUAGUUCACUUCUCCUGUCCCACAUAAUCCGCUUCAAACUCCAAGCCGCGACUCCCAGCUCCAAAUCCGCAUCGGCACUCCGCGCCAACGCUCCUUUCUUCUCAUCGUCGGCUCCUCAAGACCUCCAUCCAUCCAGCCGCAGACCGUGCAACAGCACCGAUCUC